Molecule: messenger RNA, 884 nt
Organism: Didymodactylos carnosus
Lineage: Eukaryota; Metazoa; Rotifera; Eurotatoria; Philodinida; Philodinidae
Source: the annotation of a GenBank genome assembly
AUGCAAUGAUUAAUGCUAAAGAACAUAUGAAUAAAAUAUCUAAAAUGCAAAAAGGGUUUUUUGGUGCUGUACGAAUUGCUCAUACAGGUUGCAUGGACAAUGUUGGUGAAUUGAUUAAUGCAGCAAAAGAAAAAUUAGCUGAAAUACAAGAUGAAUAUGAAGAACGAGAAAGACGUUGGCAUAAAAUAGCAGCAUUAGUCGAUCGUGAUGAUUUGAUAGGACAAACAAUUUCUAAUCAGUCAUCAUCCGGCUCAACAACAACUUCAUUAUCAGUGGGUAAUGGUGGUGUAACAUCGACAAUGAAUCCAUCUGAUGCAUUUUCACGUCCAAAAUCUUCGACUCACGAGCCAGGUGGUAUAAUAAAUUCGUUUGAUCCAUCAAGGCCAAAUGGUAGUAUACAUGGAAGUAAUCGCGGUUUAUCAAUUAAUCCUGCUCAGCCACAUCGUAUCGUUGAUGAUUCGUUUAGUCAAGCUGAUAGUGGUUUAGAAUUAUCUAAUUCAUCAUCGUCUACACUGAAACGUCGUCUACCUAGUAAUCGGCCUAUUGGCAGUAGUGGCGGAAAUAAUUCAGUGAGCAAUUUUUCCGUGCCCUAUUCAAAUUCAACAGUAGGUAUUGGUGAUAUGAUGUUUAGUAGCGACUCAAAUACUCGUCAGAAUGGUUCUGGUGUUAAUCUCCCAGCAAAUUCAUUAUCAUCUGAUCAUUCUUACCAGCAACAAAGUUACUUUUCAACAUUAGACAUUCAAAAUCCCACAGAUCAUUUGUUAUCAUAUGAUUCACCAUCACAAAUAUUAUCAUCAUCUGUAGGAACACCAGAUAAAAUACGUAAACAAUUUUCUGCUACAAAAAUAUUUAAGCCAUUUAUACGUUUUAGAAAGAAAAAUUGA